Messenger RNA from Magallana angulata, 1610 nucleotides. RefSeq lists its product as uncharacterized. NCBI's taxonomy places the organism in Eukaryota, Metazoa, Mollusca, Bivalvia, Ostreida, Ostreidae. Bases 341 to 1342 code for a protein of 333 amino acids. The transcript has 12 exons. The record is from RefSeq and is a predicted model, not a curated record.
AUGGGCAAGCUUUAAACAAAAGCAACAGACUUGGUUGCAAGAUCAAGAGUCUCUGAAGCAAAAACAAACGAUCAGCGAUGCUUUGUCAAAUGGCAAGUAAAUAAACCAAACAUUACCCGAAAGAACGCUAUAGAUGGCGCGCACGACUCUCGUUCUCCGUAUCUAAGUAUCGAACGUUAUUUUUACCCAAAUAUCAUUACGUCGUAAUUCCUUUAUGACGUCAUAAUCGUUCCCGAAUAAAACAAAUAAAGUUUUGCGGGUUUCAACAGCGUUGAGAGGCGGAGAUUUUGUUUUAUUGAGAAUUUUUAAAGUUUUCAUCGGAAAUACCGAAAAAGACGCAAUGGAACUUUCAAGCAAGGUAUUGGUUUCUCGCGGUGGAGCAUUAAUAAGGCGAGAAGAUGAGGUGGUCAUCUUUUACAUCCGAAAGAUGGUUGUCCUUAAUACGAAGACUGGAGAUAUUAUUUUCAGACCCAAAUUUACAGAAUCAGUUGAUCUGAAUUGGGCCUCAUCAAACGAUGCUGGAGACUACAUUGUCAAGAAAUCGGUUAGUGACGGGGUGUUGGAGACAGGGGGAUACUGUCACGUGAUCACAGGAAGAAGCUCCAAAAUCACCGAAGUCAAGGGCGGUCUUGAAAAAUGUAACAGAAACAACAAUCAGCUUCAGAAACAGACUCUGGGGCCGACUACAAACUGGUCUCCAAUCCAAACUGUUCUAACAGCUGUACAGGAGGAUAAAAGCAGUGAAAUAACAAGACAAGAAGAGGUGAAGGCUAAAGAGGCAAGACGAAGACAGAUUGAAGAUUUCUUUACUGAUCCCGUGGACCGGGAGAUGUUUCCAUUAAAUGCCACCGAAACCUCAACAACCCGUACCAUCAGACCUGCAGAGAUACCAACAGCUGAAGAGAGUAUUUCGACAAUGUUAGGAAAAUUCAGCGCCGCCCUGUUGGACAAAGACUUCAUGCGGGAGGUUUAUGAAUAUCGCCGUUUACCGAGGCCACCAGCCCGAGGACUGGCACCACUAUCCUAUGAAUGGCUGACACUAAACACGUACUCUGGACUGAUGCAAUCCAUAGAACAACAGGCUCCCGGGGACUCGCAGGUCAACGCAAAUAUCCAACAAAGGCUUGACACUGAAAUUGAAACAAUAGACGAUCAAGGAAUCAAAGAAUCUGAUCCAUGUUCUAGCGUGGAUGAGGAAGAGCAGAACGAACAUCAAACAUCCCGGUUUGUGCGACUAUUUUGCUGUGGCGCCACCUCCCGUCCAAAAAUGAUAAAAGAUGAGAAUCAAAAGAAAAGAAAAGGAUUUCUUUCCCAAAUCAGAAAAAUGUUCGGGAGAAAAUAAAGAUUUUCAACGGGGGGAAAUCUACAGUGCUUUGAUAAACAAUGACUUAAAACGAGAUUGAAACCAACGAACUUGAUUGUUUUCAUUACACACUCUCUGUGUACACAAAAUACUCCAAUGUAUCGUUAAAAAAUUGUUUGUUAAACAUGCAAAUAUCAUAAAGCUUUUCUAUUACAUGUACUAUAAGGGUAAAGAAAAUUUAACGAACUGGGGUUAAUUUGAAUUUAACUACAUUGUAUUUAUUUUAUUAGGUUAAGCGAAAUAAACU